CUUUCUCGAAAGCUCCGCGAGAUGGUGCUCGCCGCGCCAACGUUCCACCCAGCUUUUAUGUCGGCUCUCUUCCUUUUCACAGCCGUUCUUCGGCAAGUUUGGCUUACUAGGCAAUACGUUGAAAAAAAAUCAUUAGGCGAUUCUAGCGGCGGCAUGAAUGCUUAGCGGGGCAGGACAUCUGAGCGGCUUCCAGCAGCAACGUCUUGAAGGCAGCAAGGACCUACAGUCGUCAUCGUCGCCACCCGGAGGCCAUGUGACUGCCGCUGCAUUUGUGUGGAGUUGGAGCGGAACUUCGUCUCAGUAAAUGGCCCCACCGUCUACGAGGUGACGUCAUAGGAUCACUCGUGGUCGAAAAAAUAGCGUGGUCGAAUCGCUCUUCGCAUCAGCAGCAGAAUAACACUUCAUGGUAGAGCGCUCCGGUGAUGAUCAUAACUUAGGGGCUGGCUGAGAAACUUUCUCCGCCGACUUCAGCUCGCUCGUGGCCCGUGAGUACCAGUGAAACGCAAGCAUACGGUGCCAGGCCGCCGUGUGCAACAGUUCCCAGUGACGACGACUGCCACAUGAGCGACGCGUCAAUGUGAUCACUCGAGUCUGUCUACCAAGCGGCAGAAGAUCCCAAUGAAAUGUUCCAGCGUAGCCUUGGGCCUCGCUGCAGCUCAGCUUGUUGCCGGAUUGGGCCUGGCCGUGCUUCCCAUUCACACAAUGCUCAAGUUGCCGUCGCUUGCCACUAGAGACUGUCCACUGUGGGCCGCUGGACCGUUGCUCUGCGCCGGCAUCAUUGGCACCAUCGCGGUCUACAGCAACACAAAUUACAAAAGCCAGAACAACCGCAAGCCCAUCUUCGUACUCAAGAUAGCCAGUUUCGCCUUGAGCAGCCUCAGUGGCGUGCUUUGCCUGGUGGCUGCUGCUUUCCUGGUGCUGCACGUGCUGCUGUACAUCGAUCGGUACGCGCUGUGCCGCGACGAUCCAGUGCGUCGCCAGUGCCUGUGUUCCCUCGCCGAAGCCUCCACCCGCUUCUACCGAUACGAACGAGUCACGUGCUUGCAGGUUCACAGCACUGUGAAGGGUCUGUUCUACACGACAGCCGCGGUGUCGGUGCUGGGCGGCGUGUGCAGCCUGUGGUACCUGACCCUGUUGUGGAGCAGCCGAUAUGUGUACUUCAACGCAGGACUGCGUCGCACGUUAGGCGACCCGGGAGACCUGGUUGGCGAGCAGUACUCGGCUGCGGACCGCAACGAUGCAGCACCGGACCAGUUAACUGCGUCGUGAACUUCGUCACAUCGUUCUUUUCUGACAUGCCACACAUCAUUGAACAGAGGAUUGUACCGUUGAAGACGUCCGCUAGUUUGAUACAAGUUUUACAAACAUCAUAGCCUCUCCAAAAUGUACAACGCAAUAUGACCACAAUUUUGAGUCAAA
Messenger RNA from Rhipicephalus sanguineus (brown dog tick), 1419 nucleotides. RefSeq lists its product as uncharacterized. NCBI's taxonomy places the organism in Eukaryota, Metazoa, Arthropoda, Arachnida, Ixodida, Ixodidae. The record is from RefSeq and is a predicted model, not a curated record. The coding region runs from base 619 to 1269 and encodes 216 amino acids. Gene Ontology annotation, cellular component: dystrophin-associated glycoprotein complex; sarcolemma. The transcript has 5 exons.